CCGCAUUUAUAUACCAACCCUAUUUUUUUGAGAGAACCAUGUAUCACCCCGAAUAAAACAAAUUCAUUCAGUUCAAAUCCAACCAAGCCCAGUCCAACUACCCCAUGCGAUGUCCGAAUUUCCAAUGAACCCAACCCUAAAUUUAACCUAUAUAAAUUGUCCUUUCCAUUGCGCCGUUUCAUUGAUUCUCCGUACACAACAUUCAGAAGAUCAUCGAUUAAUCCGAUGGCCUCUCAUACCGUCGUUUCAUUGUUCGCUAUCCUUCGAUGAUUAUUAGCCCCCAUUCAACACUACAUAUGUUGAAAUCGUGAAAUCAGUGACAUUCGGUUUAGGUGCUUCCUUAUCCGACCCUUGGAGGUGGCCGAAGAGAUUUCUACGGUGACUGAAGUAAUUCCUUAUCAGAUCAGUGAAAUUUCUCAGACCAUGUGUUCACUCUUCUCUCGAUUUGGCUAUAUCCUUUACAUCUCUGCCCUUGACUUAAUUUUUUAUACGGUUAUAAAUUACUAUUUUUCUCUUAUUUUUGAUUUUGUGUGCAUAUCCUUGGUUUCUAUCAGUUAUUAGAUUGGUUUGAUGUUGGUGUGUUUCUUUUCUUUAAACAAUGGAGGUUGUUUUAUCUUUGCUGCUUGUUCAAUGUGUUUGAAGUAUUUAAGCAUAGGCAAAAGGGUUUACACGAUUUGCUCAGUUAGUCUAUUUCGGUCUAUCCUUUUUGGUAGACAUUGACUAUUUUUUGGUAGUUGUAGUCCGUUCCAAUUAAAACUUCUAAUUUCCCUUUUUAUUAAAAAAUUUGUUGUUCACAACAUUUCUUACACAUUUCUCUCUACUAUGCAGAAUUCUCCACCACAUAAUACUCACUAUCUUAAAUUGUGUGCCGACCCAAUUUGGAAGAUAAAAUAGGAACGGAGGGAGUACUCCGUAUAUAAUUCAAAAAGAGUGAAACAAUCGUACUGCAGUCUUUGUGAUAAAGAAACUUGUAGCACAAAAAUGUCACAAGCCUUAUAUACUCACUCUACAACUUUUUCGAGUGCGCUACCUAACACUUCAAAAGUUCAUUAAAUGAGGUCUGAAAAGUUGUACCCCUUAUUCUAUUUCUUAUGGAACAUUAUUAUCUAUCUGUUGGUUGAUUAACUUACUUUUUUAUUAUUACACAAUUUAACAUUACACAAUUUAACAUGUAAAAUCAAAAAUUAAGUGUUAGGUUUAAAAACUAGCUUAUAAACCUGAAAAGCCGGACUCUUAAGAUGUCACUUUUUUGUCCACCAUCAUUAUUUUUUAUUUUAAUCAUAACUAUGUAAUUAUUUAAUCUGAAUGAAUUGGCUGAAUCUACAUAAAUUGAUCAAGGCUAUGGUUGGCGAUGCAUUUCAGCCAAUUAUGGGCUGAAAUUUCUUUAUUUCAGCUAAUAAUUACUUAAGUAGCCCUGUUUGGAGGCCUGUCUAAACCAGGCUGAAAGUGAAAAAACCGGGCUGAAUCAAUCUGAGAUACUUUGGUGGCAAACAGGGCCAUCUUCAACAAUUUCCUUCUCUACUAUAAUCACCUCUUCCGACCAGAUAUUUUUCAUCUCAAUUAGUUGUUGUAAGGUACAAUUUCACACUUCAAAAACAUUCUCAAAUUUGAUGCACUUAUAUCAUUUAAUGUUUUAAUUUUAUUUCCUUUCCUUUCACUGUAGGUUUUGGCUUCAUGUCCCCAUGCCCUGUAUUUUCUUUUAUGCUAUUAAUAAAAUUUCUUUUGUUAAAAAAAAAGAGGUACAAAUUCACAUGUCGAGCCAAUCAACCAAUUAACUUCUAAUUUUCUUAAGUGUUAUAACCUGUAGUUGUUCCGGCAGUAAUCGUUUUCAAACAAAUUAAAGAAAAUAUCAUAUAAUAUGUACUUCGUAUCAAUGAAAUUUUGCAAAGGAGUUUGUAAUAUUACUAAUAUCCAUUGUUUUAGGUCAAUUUAGAAUAGGAAAAUUCCAAGAAAAGUAAUAAAGAAAAUCGAGGAGAUCAAAAAAUUGCUUCUGCAUAAUAACAGGUACAUCUAAUGGAAGUAAUCUGAUGGAGACCGAGCACACAUACAUAUAUUAAACAGUUCGUAUACUGUGGGACGAUGGAGAAAGAGACAAGGAAAAGUGCAUUGAGAAAAAUGAAAAAAUAGGGGUUGAAAAACCACAAACUGCUGCUGCCCAGGGGUCUUACCCGACCGGGUUAACCUCUUAUCCGACCGGGUCUCUUGCCCAGACAGCUACUGCCACUGCCCAGGAGCUCCAAACUGCCCCUCACCUGCCCGGGGGUACGAAUGACCCGACCGGGCCUUCUGCCCAGGGGUAGAAAUUUUGGCCCAAACAGUGGGUAUGCGAAUGGAACAUGAGGCUUCUGAAGAUGACGACGAUGAAGUCUUUUUGGAAGACAACGAAAUCGUAGUAAUGCAUGAGACCGAGUUGCAUCAAGACGAUGUAGUAACCAAAUGUGAGGUGAUGAAUGGAAAGAAGUUCAGGUUAUUUGUUAAACCGUUUAAAUGUGUGGAAGUUAGUGUGAUUAGAGUGGACUCUUUUCUUCGACUUACGGAUGACUUGGACAAAAAAGGCCUAACUUUCACCACCGAAUGUCUAGAGAGAUUACCGGGAGUUAAAAAGAAAAAAGGGGAGGUUUGCUUUGUCUCAAAGUUUACUACUCCCUUCCGACUUUUCUUUGGAUGUUAAGGUAGGAACACCUAUUUUGUGUUGUGCUAGGUUUGCUGGAUUGUUUUGUUCCUGUUUGUGAUUUGCGUUCAAAAUGUUGAUUGUGUGAGCGUGAGUUUUGAUUUUGUGGUAUCCCGGGUUAUGGGAUAUGCACCUUGAUUGUACACGUGAAGCAUUGUAUUAUGCUAUUUUUCUGGAUAUAUAUACUUACAUUUUAUCCAAAAAAAGAAAAAAGAAAACAACGCAGUUUGAACAAUUUUUAAUUAAAAAUUUUC
Molecule: messenger RNA, 2925 nt
Organism: Cuscuta europaea
Lineage: Eukaryota; Viridiplantae; Streptophyta; Magnoliopsida; Solanales; Convolvulaceae
Source: the annotation of a GenBank genome assembly